Molecule: messenger RNA, 1461 nt
Organism: Drechmeria coniospora
Lineage: Eukaryota; Fungi; Ascomycota; Sordariomycetes; Hypocreales; Ophiocordycipitaceae
Exons: 1
Coding region: 1-1461 (486 amino acids)
Biological process (GO): transmembrane transport
Molecular function (GO): transmembrane transporter activity
Source: RefSeq, a predicted model, not a curated record
AUGGCCCCGACCUCGGAACGGCAGCGACGCGAUGCGGCCGAGACGACGCCCCUGCUCGCCGACGGCCGCCUCGUCCCCGACGCCGACGCCGACACCGAGGCCGAUGCCGCCUCCUCGAGCGACAGCGUCCUCAAGGAUGGCCGGUCGGGCAAGCCGCUGCCCAAGGGGCAAAUCUUCCUGCUCUGCUACGCCCGCGUCAUGGAGCCCAUCGCCUUCUUCUCCAUCUUCCCCUACAUCGCCCAGAUGGUGCAGCGCAACGGCCACCUGCCCGAGUCCGACGUCGGCUUCUACAGCGGCCUCAUCGAGAGCCUCUUCAGCGCCGCCCAGAUGGUCGUCCUCCUCUUCUGGGGCGGCCUCGCCGAUCGCCUCGGCCGCAAGCCCGUCCUCGUCACGAGCCUCGUCGGCAUGGUCGUCGGCCCCGCCCUCUUCGGCCUCUCCCGCACCAUCGGCCAGAUGAUCCUCUUCCGCUGCCUCGCCGGCGUCUUCUCGGGCUCGAGCCUCGUCAUCCGAACCAUGAUCAGCGACCACUGCACGGCCGACACCCAGGCCGUCGCCUUCAGCUGGUUCGCCUUUGCCGGCAACGUCGGCAUCUUCCUCGGGCCCCUCAUCGGCGGCGCCCUCGCCGACCCCGCGACCCAGUAUCCGUCCCUCUUCGGCGCCGUCCGCUUCUUCGCCGACUAUCCCUUUGCCCUGCCGGGCUUCGUCGUCGGCGCCAUCUGCGCCACGAGCACCCUCACCUCGCUGCUCUACCUCGAGGAAACCCUCGACGGGGAGCCGGCCGAGGUCCCCGGCGACCAGGAGCGGCGGCGGCACAUGUCCAUCUGGCAGCUCGUCCGGGCCCCCGGCGUCGCCGUCGUGCUCUGCGUGUACGGCCACGUCAUGCUCCUCGCCUUCGCCUACACCGCCGUCCUGCCCGUCGUCCUCUUCACGCCCGUCGCCCUCGGCGGCCUCGGCUGCGACUCCUUCCAGAUCUCGCUCUACAUGGCCGCCCUGGGUGCGAGCCAGGCGCUGUGGACGCUGCUCGUCUUCCCCGUCCUGCACCGCCGCGUCGGCACCGUGGGCGUCCUGCGCCUCUGCGCCGCCUGCUACCCCUUCUUCUUCGCCGGCUUCGUCGUCAUGAACCUGCUGCUGCGGGAGGGGACCGAGGCCUCGGUCGUCUGCUUCUGGGUCAUCGGCACCGUCGUCUGCUUCGGCGGCCCGGGCGUCUCCAUGGCCUUUACCGCCGUCCAGCUGGCCCUCAACGAAGUGUCGCCCGACCAGCACCACAUGGGCACCCUCAACGCCAUCGCCCUGACGUGCACGAGCGGCAUUCGAUCCGUCGCACCGGCCGUCACGACGGCAAUGUACGCCGUGGGCGUCCGGGGUCAAAUCUUGGGUGGCCAUCUCGUCUGGGCGCUGCUGGUGCCCAUCUCGGCCGCGCUGCUGCCCAUGCUGCGAUGGUUUCCUCGCGGCAAGGACUGA